Molecule: messenger RNA, 1661 nt
Organism: Macadamia integrifolia
Lineage: Eukaryota; Viridiplantae; Streptophyta; Magnoliopsida; Proteales; Proteaceae
Product: mogroside IE synthase-like
Exons: 2
Coding region: 207-1574 (455 amino acids)
Molecular function (GO): UDP-glycosyltransferase activity
Source: RefSeq, a predicted model, not a curated record
AAGGGUAUUGUCAUACACCCCAACCGUCGGAUGAUCAUUACCACUCACUGCCUCUCUUUUUUUUCUCUUGGAGCCCAAUUGAACACAUCUCUUGUACGGAAGACUAUUCAGCAACCACUCAAAUCUCUUCACGUUAUCUCUUCACUUCUCUAUAUAGUUGGAAGUCUAACAAGAAAACCACACCCAAACUCUAGAGGGAGAGAGAGAUGAAGGAAGAGGGAGCAGAGGAAACCCAUGUUCUGGUUUUCCCAUUUCCUGCUCAAGGCCACAUAAAUCCAUUGCUGCAAUUCUGUAAGAGGUUAGCUUCCAAGGGACUCAAAGUUACUCUAGCCACGACUAUCUUCAUCACCAAAUCUGUUCACAAUGAAGUCAACAAUGUUAGAGUUGAGAGCAUAUCUGAUGGCUUUGAUGAAGGUGGCAUAGAUGCAGUUAAAAGCCCAGAAGUGUAUCUUGAGCGUUUCCAAGUUGUGGGUUCAGAAAGCUUAGCUGAACUAAUUGAGAAACAGCAAAGCUCUGGCUACCCUUUCAAGUGUCUCAUCUAUGACUCUGUUAUACCUUGGGCCUUAGAAGUAGCCAAGAGGUUUGGCUUGUCUACAGCCUCCUUCUUCACUCAGUCAUGUGCCAAUGAUGCUAUCUACUACAAUGUGAAGAAAGGGUUGUUGAGUACUCCUGUACAAGGACCCACGGUCUCCCUUCCCGGAUUGCCAAUACUAGAAACCCAUGAUCUACCUUCCUUCAUCUAUUACUGGGGAUCAUAUCCAACUUUCCUAGACUCCGUUUUAAACCAAUUCCAAAAUGUUGAGAAGGUGGAUUAUCUUUUCAUUAACACGUUCGACAAGUUGGAAGACGAGGUACUGAAAUGGAUGUCAAAUCUAUAUCCAGUCAAGACAAUUGGACCAACUGUGCCAUCAAUUUAUCUGGACAAUAGGGUAGAAGAUGACAAAGACUAUGGUCUGAGUCUUUUUGAAUCAAGAAAGGAGACCUAUAUGGACUGGCUAAACAUGAGAGAAGAUGGAUCUGUCAUCUAUAUAUCCUUUGGGAGCAUUUCUGAACUUGGAGAGGAGCAGAUGGAGGAAAUAGCAUUGGGUUUGAUUAGUAGCAACCACUAUUUCUUGUGGGUAGUGAGGAAAUCAGAGGAAAACAAGCUCCCCAAGAGUUUGGCAGAGGAUAAGUCAGAGAAAGGGUUGGUGGUAGCUUGGUGUUCUCAAUUGGAGGUGUUGGCUCACAAGGCAGUAGGAUGCUUUAUAACUCACUGUGGAUGGAACUCAACCAUUGAGUCUGUGAGCUUGGGAGUGCCAAUGAUCGCGAUGCCGCAAUGGACAGAUCAAACUAUGAAUGCUAAGUUUGUGGUUGAUGUAUGGGAAGUAGGAGUAAGAGUUAAAUUGGAUGAGAAGGGGACUGUUAGGAGGAAAGAGAUAGAGAAAUGUGUAAAGGAAAUUAUGGGGGGAGACAGAGGAGAAAAGAUUCAGAGAAAUGCUUUUAGGUGGAAGGUGUUGGCCAAAGAGGCUAUAGAUGAAGGGGGAAGUUCUGAUAAGAACAUUGAUGAAUUUGUAGCUUCACUUUUAUGUGCUUGAUUUUUCUGUUCUCAUUAAAGAAUUUGUAGUUGUUUAUUACUAUAUAAGCAAUUGAAAAUGAAUGAUAUUUCUAUUCUGCUGAGAAAA